CAGCCGCACAGCAACCCUGCCAACUGACUAUGCAGGGGUAAAACGCCUUGCAGACCUGUCCGCAACAAUGUUACGAAGACGUAAAGCCUUACAUCAAGUGACAGCUACCCAUCGCAAUAAUAACAUCAGAUACUACUGGGGUUAUCCUACCAAGCUGCUCGUCAUAAAAGAUGGGACACUCACCUUCCUGCACACGCCAGAAGAAG
Molecule: messenger RNA, 206 nt
Organism: Pelobates cultripes (western spadefoot toad)
Lineage: Eukaryota; Metazoa; Chordata; Amphibia; Anura; Pelobatidae
Source: the annotation of a GenBank genome assembly